UGUGUAUAAUAACUGUUUCAAUAAUUGCUCUAGUACGAAUUUUCAAUUUCCAAAUUCAUAUAUAACCCAAGUUUCAACACCAACACAACUAGGGGAACCACAACAUCAAACUCACUUCGCCGCAUUUACCUCUCUUGUUGUUUCAUGCUCAAUAUCUCUAACUCUAGAUCACUAACCUCACUGCCACUAUAGUGUCAUUUUCUCUCAACAAGGUUCAUUUUGGGGUAUGAUCUCUUUUGGUUUCAUUCUUACUUGUUGAGCUGGUGAUACUGAUAGAUAUUAGAUACUAAUUUUUAGUGAGUGUGGUUUUUGUGGUAGAGAAGUUACAAGUUUUAUAGGAAAAUGGCGGGUUGUUCUUCGAAUUUUGGGGUGGCGCGUGUUGUUAGUUUAGGGAAAGAAUCUGUUUUGAGGAAGAAUGUAAAUCAAUAUUCAAGUUUUAGGAGUAUGAUGUUCUUAAAUGAGGCUGCAUUUCCGUCCAUUUGUGUGAACAAGUGUGGUGGUGGAUCGUAUGCGUCUAUACAAAAGAAAAAGAUGUUUUUGACAAUGUGUAUGUCACAGUCGUCGGCUGAAUCGCAGCCUUCUGUAACUAGGAUAGAGUUGUCGAACGAGGGAGGUGAUAGUAACGUGGGAAAGGAACUCGAAAUUUUGGAUAGUGUGUCGGAUUCCAGGAGUGUUGGAAAUGAAAGUAAUGGAGUUGUGUUUGAUGGUAGUGGUGGUAAUGGGAGCUUUGGAAAUGGUGGAGUGGGAGGCGGUGGUGGUGGUGGUGAUGAUGAUGGUGACGAAAAAGAAGAGGGGGAGUUUGGACCUAUGCUGAAAUAUGACGAGGUAUUGAGAGAGACGGAGGCACGUGGUGUUACUCUUCCUUCUGAUAUGUUGGAGGCUGCCAAGAAUGUGGGAAUCCCAAAGUUGCUUCUUCUUAGAUAUUUGGAUUUAGAGGGAUCUUUUUGGCCUUUAGGAUUUGCGAUGAGAUCAUGCUCUAUCCUUCGCAAUCGAAUGCUGGCUGAUCCGGCAUUUCUUUUCAAAAUUGGCUCAGAGAUCGUAAUUGAUUCUUGUUGUGCUACUGUUGCUGAAUAUCAAAAGAGAGGCAAAGACUUUUGGAAUGAAUUCGAGUUGUAUGUUGCAGAUCUUCUUGUUGGGUUGGUUGUUAAUGUUGCUUUGGUAGGAAUGUUGGCACCUUAUGCUCGAAUCGGAAAACCAUCAAUAUCUAAGGGAUUUCUCGGAAGUAUGCAGAAAGCUUACGCAGCUUUGCCUAGCAGUGUAUUUGAAGCUGAAAGGCCAGGAUGUAGAUUUUCUGUACAGCAGAGACUUGGAACAUACUUCUUCAAGGGUAUAAUGUAUGGAGCCGUUGGAUUUGGAUGCGGUAUUAUAGGCCAAGGCAUUGCAAACAUGAUCAUGACUGCAAAGCGGAGCAUAAAGACAUCAGAAGACGACGUACCAGUACCUCCUCUUUUGAAGAGUGCUGCUCUUUGGGGUGUGUUCCUUGCCGUAUCUUCAAACACGCGAUACCAAAUCGUCAAUGGACUCGAACGUUUGGUAGAAACCUCACCAAUGGCAAAGCAGGUUCCGCCAGUUGCUCUGGCUUUCACAGUUGGCGUGCGUUUCGCCAACAAUGUUUAUGGUGGCAUGCAGUUUGUUGACUGGGCUAGGUGGAGUGGGGUGCAAUAGUUGCUUUCAUUACCUUGUUUUGUAAUGUAUUGUAGUCUUGUAGAUGUAAUAUUCUAGCCAUAAAUUUUGUUUAAGGUUGAAGCUUAAAUUUCUACCUCAAGGUUCAUGGACCUAUAAUGAAUAACCAAAGGUUAUGGGUUCCAUGUUUUGAGCUAGAAAAAUUUUAGGCAAUAAUUUGGAGGAUGUCUAUUUGAUCUCUCUAUUUUAAUAAUAAGCCUUCACGAGGAAAUCUA
Vicia villosa (hairy vetch) is the source of this 1898-nucleotide messenger RNA. Its product is annotated as protein RETICULATA, chloroplastic-like. The record is from RefSeq and is a predicted model, not a curated record. The transcript has 8 exons. NCBI's taxonomy places the organism in Eukaryota, Viridiplantae, Streptophyta, Magnoliopsida, Fabales, Fabaceae. Gene Ontology annotation, cellular component: chloroplast inner membrane. Bases 343 to 1665 code for a protein of 440 amino acids. Gene Ontology annotation, biological process: plant organ development.